GUGCUCCGGCCCAGUGCAUCCCUCGGACAGACCCAGUAAAAUUGAAAAAGAUCCUUCCUGUCGAUUUCAUGGAAAUCGUUUGACUGUAAUCCACCGUUUCUGUUAAGAAUUUGCGUUUGUCUCUGAACCGGAAGACCUUGGCGAAAUCAAAGUUCGCAGAGAGGUGACAUCUAGCUGCUCCACACCUGACUUCUUUGAAUGAGGUUUAACACCAAUUAGCAUUUGUUUUGGUUCGAUACCCAUACCAAUUUAAACACACUCAACUCACAUUCGGAAGAAGCUGGACAAACAUUCGCAUAAAGCUGCAGGUUAACGUACACAUCUUUAGCAUUCCAUUAUAAGUUUGAAGAUGCAAUCCACUGAUGGAUAACAGGUGACGAGCUGGCGCAGGUCGUGGGUUGUCCGUGGAUAAUGAGAGACAGUGGCGGUAGCCUGGCCCAGAACCGCUGGCAAGGAGACCUGGGUCUGACUGCUGUGGGGCAGGACGACACUGGAGGAGGUGGGAUUCCUGGAGACCACCUCAUAGUCCCAGUGUCAGGACACAGUGUACCCAGCCCCAUGCACCUCAGACUGGGGCAGAAAGAGAAGGUGUGGACAGGAGAGUAUGUAGACGAUGAGGAGGAGGAUGGAAUGGGUAGGAUCGAGGCAAUAGCUGAUGAGGAAGAAGAAAACAAUCUGGAUGGGGAGGACGAGGGUGAGUUUGAGGGGAGGGGUUGGGAUAACAAUGAGGAGGAAGAAGAGGAGGAGGUGGAAGAGGAGGGAGACCAGGCUGAGGUGGAGUGGGAAAUUCCAGCCUUUCCCUCCCAGUCCAACCAGCACCCUCAUUCUAAAGAACACCAACAUUAUGGACCUCAACAGAAGGCAGAGGAAGGUGGAGAUGUCACUGUGGAGGAUUCUGUCUCCCAGGCUGAAGCAGGGGUCCUGUUAAGGUCCCAUCUCAGCAGGCACAGGGCUCUGAGGAGGCUCAGGCGUUGGCAGCAUUUGCGAUCCCAUGGAGGCCUUGGAUUUCGGCUCACCCAGCACUGGAAGAGCUGGCGCCAGAGGGCCCAGUGGGUAUGUUCUCAAGGGCACAGGUGGAACCGGAGAGGGCAAAGGUACAGUCUGUACAGCAAGCAGAGAAGGAUAAAAAGAUAUCAGCAAUCACCAUACACCGAUGGAGAGGACGACAGCAGCAACAAUGAGAGGUUCACAGAGUCUGAGAGAGAUAAACAGAUAAAUGGCUGCUCUAUAGACAAGCAAGAGGACAGAGGGAGACGGGAUGUGGAGGUCAAACCAGUGGAGCUGGCCCUGACUGAGGAACACAUGAGUUGUGUGACUGGUAUUCUUGAAGAGUCUCUGCAGCAGUAUGGCAGUUUGAUCCCCAUCCAUGUGGAUGAUAUUGUGGAGAAGCUUCAGGACAUCUUCAGUGACAGCUUCUCACAGCCUCACAGGAAAGCAGUGGUCCAGCACCUAAUACAGUCUUUCCAGCGUUCAUCGGGAUCAGCCCUGGCUAAAACAUUCAGGGUCAACUACAAACGGCAUGUUCUGACCAUGGAUGACCUUGGCACUCUGUAUGGACAGAACUGGCUCAACGACCAGGUGAUGAACAUGUAUGGUGACCUGGUCAUGGACUUUGUGCCAGAAAAGGUUCACUUUUUCAACAGCUUCUUUUAUGAUAAGCUAAGGACAAAAGGCUACGAAGGAGUCAAACGGUGGACGAAAAAUGUUGACAUCUUUCAGAAGGACCUGUUAUUGAUCCCCAUCCACCUGGAGGUCCACUGGUCGCUGGUCAGUGUUGACAUUCCUCGUCGAGCCAUCACUUACUUUGACUCUCAGCGGACCCUCAACAGACGCUGCCCAAAGCACAUUUUUAAGUAUCUGCAAGCGGAGGCCAUCAAAAAAGACCAACAAGACUUUUUGACGGGAUGGAAAGGCUUUUUCAAAAUGAAUGUGGGUCGUCAAAACAACGACAGUGACUGUGGGGCUUUUGUGCUACAGUACUGCAAGUGUCUGGCACUAGGGCAGCCAUUCGGCUUCGGCCAGCAGGAUAUGCCCCGGCUGAGGAGGCAAAUGUACAAAGAACUAUGUCACUGCAAGCUCACCCUGUGACCCAGAGGUGUACCCCAGCCACCAUCUCAAACUGCUCCCACCCCCGACCCUAACAAGAUGGAGGGACAAUGAUAUAACGAGGAAAAGAGGAGCAAAUGAUUGACUGGAAAAAAGAGAAACUUUUCAAAAACAUUUUUUUUUCUCUGCCAACAACCAGAGAAACUACUUCUUCUAUUGUAGAUGAUGUCAUUGUUUCACUUUGUUUUGUCUGACUUUGCUUCCCUCUCUCCACCCUUUGAAAACUCUGAUUUAAUUUCCAUGUCAUGGUUAUUCCUUUGAGGUUGACAGAGGCCAAGACUAGCUUCUCUUUUGGGAAUAUGCUAAUCUUCCAUCCUAUCGUAGUCCACUUGUGUUUUUCAGUCUGAUUGGGAGCAUGAAGAAGAUCAUGAAGAUAUCUAAAUCCAGUCCAGAUGAAGGGUUGGACAAGAGUUAGUCAAACCUGACUACUACUUUCACGUAAGAAGCCUGAACACUGAGUGCAGGGGUAACGUGUGUGUACGGCAGAAUAAUCUGAACCAGUCUGUGUAAGCUUGUGGUUAAAUUGUACCAGUGGAUUUUCAUGCCUUCCAUCCAUCCAGUCCAUGUAUAUUGUGUUCCAUUUCAAAUGUCAAAUGUGAAACUCUCAGCCAACGUCUUUGGAAAAGCAAAGAAGGACAUCCAACAUAAAACACACUCCCCCAUGCUGCAGCCAAUGUUUAGUUGAUGAUGCUAUGUAGUCAGCACACAAUGCAACGUGGCAUUUCCAGUGUAUAAUAUUUGUUUAACAAUUUCCUGCAAGAUGUAUAGAUGGAUUUAAAGUGAUGCAGAAAUUGAACUUAGAAUGCGUAGUUGAGGCUGACAUGUUGACAUCAGAAAACACACUUCAGCAUGUGAAGAGCCAUUCUAGUACAUUGCAGAAUUUCCACAUCAUCUUUGGAACACACCACAUAUUGACCCCUGUGCCGGAAACCUAGUCUGCCUUCAUCACUCUUACCAUCAUAAACAGAACAUGUGGGAGACUGGAUCUGCAUCCGUGAAUCCAUGUCCAAACAAGCCAGAAUGACAUAUUGGCCCAAGAAGGGGUAUCUUUACAUUACAUUUAUCUUUUUUCUGUGUUUUAUCUCUGUCAGUGAAUGUGUUGGUAUGCUUAUUGCUUUAAACAAAUUGUGUUAAAAGGAGGACUACUAAUUUGUGUUAUUAAGUACAAAAGAGAUCCUCUGGUUAGUAUUUCUUUGAAAGUUUAAGAGCCAUUUUGGUGAGGACCACGAUUGCUGCACAACAGAUCAUGUCCACAAUGGAGUACAGUACCCUCCUCUUUUUAUAACGAAAGACAAAUUUGUUGAAAGCUGUGUUUUUGAUUUUUUUUCUUUUUUUUUUCAAACAGGAGUUGAUACAACAGAGUCGACAGUUUUAUAUGUCUUCUCGCAUGGAUUAUGGUUGCUAAAAAUAAAAAUACACAGCAAACAAGUGAUUGUGCAUAUUAUCAAUGCUACUGCGUGAGCAUCACAUGGUUAUGCUGACAUGAUGAUCUACACGUUAUCCUGACUACAGCAGUGAAGUGUUACGUAUUACAUUUACUCAAGUACUGUACUGAAGUACACAAUUUGGGUACUUAAGAAUUUCCAUUUCAUGCCAUUUAAUACUUCAACUCCAAAACAGAAAUGUUGUACUUUUUACUCACUACAUUUCUCUCACAGCUCUAGUUUAAAGUUCCUUUGCAAAUAAAGAUUUUAACAAACA
This is a messenger RNA of Chelmon rostratus (copperband butterflyfish), 3807 nucleotides long. It is a transcript of the gene senp3b, whose product is annotated as SUMO specific peptidase 3b. The record is from RefSeq and is a predicted model, not a curated record. The transcript is spliced from 13 exons. Gene Ontology annotation, cellular component: nucleus. Gene Ontology annotation, molecular function: deSUMOylase activity. Lineage: Eukaryota; Metazoa; Chordata; Actinopteri; Chaetodontiformes; Chaetodontidae. The coding region runs from base 412 to 2088 and encodes 558 amino acids. Gene Ontology annotation, biological process: protein desumoylation.